Hippocampus zosterae (dwarf seahorse) is the source of this 8274-nucleotide messenger RNA. It is a transcript of the gene kif5ab, whose product is annotated as kinesin family member 5A, b. The coding region runs from base 448 to 3633 and encodes 1061 amino acids. Gene Ontology annotation, biological process: microtubule-based movement. Gene Ontology annotation, molecular function: microtubule binding; microtubule motor activity; ATP binding. The record is from RefSeq and is a predicted model, not a curated record. The transcript is spliced from 29 exons. NCBI's taxonomy places the organism in Eukaryota, Metazoa, Chordata, Actinopteri, Syngnathiformes, Syngnathidae.
UGAGGGAGAGCGAGACAGAGAGAGAGAGAGAGAGAGAGAGAGAGAGAGAGGGAGAGAGAGAGAGAGAGAGAACCACACACAUGGGAAGAGGGAGAGAUGAGGAACGAGAGAUGCGAGCAUGCUGAUUUUGCAGACGCUGUCGACCAGACCAGUUUGGACUGUUCUACCCCAGUGCAACUCUCUGCCAUCUGUUCACCACCGAAUUGCGCCUUGGGAUUGUUUUCUUUCUUUCUCUUUUUCUAACCCCUCUUUUUUCUCUCCAUGCUUUUGAACAUCAAAUAACCCCAAGAGUAUAUAGUCCAAGCUUGCAAAUGCACUGCCUUGCAUGUGCAUAAGCCAGCAUCCACUGGGAACAGGUUGCAGGGAGAUUGUUUGAUUGUUUUUUUUUCUUUUUGUGGAGCUGUACUUCUUGCUUUCUUUUUUUCUUUCUUUUAUUACUAAACAACAAUGGCUGACAGUAAUGCUGAAUGCAAUAUCAAGGUGCUGUGUCGUUUUCGUCCACUCAACCGGUCGGAAAUCCUGCGUGGAGAUAAGUUCAUCCCAGUAUUCCAAGGUGAAGACGCUGUUCUCCUUGGGGGGAGGUGCUUUGUGUUUGACCAGGUGUUCCCCACAAAUGCCACCCAGGAGCAGGUCUACAACACUUGUGCCAAGCACAUUGUGAAAGAUGUACUGGGCGGAUACAACGGAACCAUCUUCGCCUACGGACAGACGGCCUCAGGAAAGACUCACACUAUGGAGGGAAACCUUCAUGACCCCCAGGGGAUGGGCAUCAUCCCCAGGAUCGCGGAAGACAUUUUUGAGCACAUAUUUGCAAUGGACGAGAACCUGGAAUUCCACAUUAAGGUAUCAUACUUUGAGAUCUACAUGGAUAAGAUUCGGGACCUGCUAGAUGUGAACAAAACUAAUCUGUCAGUGCACGAAGACAAAUACAGAGUCCCUUAUGUGAAGGGUUGCACCGAACGCUUUGUCACCAGUCCAGAUGAGGUCAUGGACGUGAUAGACGAGGGAAAUGUCAACCGCCACAUCGCCGUCACGAACAUGAACGAGCACAGUUCGCGAAGUCACAGCAUCUUCCUGAUCAACAUCAAACAGGAGAACGUGGAGACGGAGCAGAAGCUCAGCGGGAAGCUUUACCUGGUGGACCUGGCUGGGAGUGAGAAGGUCAGCAAGACGGGUGCCGAGGGAGCCGUACUGGAUGAGGCCAAGAACAUCAACAAGUCUUUGUCGGCCCUCGGCAAUGUUAUCUCGGCUUUGGCUGACGGAACGAAGUCCCACGUGCCAUACCGCGACAGCAAAAUGACACGCAUUUUACAGGAUUCCCUGGGGGGCAACUGUCGCACCACCAUGUUCAUCUGCUGCUCGCCCUCCAGCUACAACGAUGUCGAGACCAGGUCCACGCUCAUGUUUGGCCAAAGGGCAAAAACCAUCCGAAACACUGUGACAGUGAACCUUGAGCUCACAGCCGAGCAGUGGAAGAGGAAGUACGAGAAGGAGAAGGAGAAGAACAGGUCACUGAAAGAGACCGUGCACAGACUCGAGGCUGAGUUGAGCUGCUGGAGGAAUGGUGAGGUUGGAGGAGGCUCAGAGGACGAGGACGAGCCACCCAACUCCGAGGAGCCAGCACUGGACAUAUGCAGCCCGUGCUCCCUGACCUCCUCCAUCGUGGUGCACAUCUCUGAGGAGGAGCGUCACAAGUACGAGGAGGAGAUCCGGAAGCUCUACAAGCAGCUGGAUGACAAGGAUGCUGAGAUUGACUAUCAAAGUCGGAUAGUGGAGAAACUGAAGGCUGAAAUGCUGAAGCAAGAGGAGUUCCUGGCAUCCUCCAGGGAUGACGGUGAAAAGGUGCAUUCAGAGCUGGGCCGCUUGCAGUCUGAGAACGAGCGUUCCAAGGCAGAAGUGAAGGAGGUGCUACAGGCCCUGGAAGAGCUGGCGGUCAACUAUGACCAGAAGAGCCUGGAGGUGGAAGAGAAGAGUGUGCAGAACAAGCUGCUGGCCGAGGAACUCUCCAAGAAAAUGACUCACCUGGUGUCAUUGGAGGCGGAGCUUUCUCACAUCCAGGAAGAGAGCCGCCACCAGAGGAAGCGCUUCGCCGAAGUCCUCAAUGGGCUGAUGAAGGACCUGAGCGAGUUUGGCGCCAUCGUGGGCACCCGGGACAUCAGACUGUCCACAGAGAUCACGGGUGUCAUCGAGGAGGAGUUCACGCUUGCCCGCCUGUACAUCAGCAAGAUCAAGUCAGAGGUGAAGUCCGUGGUGAAGCGCUGCCGGCACCUGGGCAGCCUUCAGGCCGAGUGCCGGCACAAGAUGGAGGAGACGGGCAGGGAGCUGUCCUCCUGCAACCUCCUUGUCGCACAGCACGAAGCCAAGAUUCGCUUGCUGACCGAGUACGCUCAAGACGUGGAACGCGAGAGGAGACAACUGGAGGAAAGCUACGACUCACUGGCGCAGGAGCUGGCCCAGGUCCAAGCUCGAGAAACCGUGUCACAGUUGGCCAGCGAGCAGAAUGGCUCUGUCCAGGGAGGCCGUGACAUCCAGAGGGCUCUGGAGCAGCAGAUGGAGGCGCACCACGCGGCGCACAACGAUCAGCUCGGCCACCUGCGCGACAAGAUCAAUGAGCAGCAGAGGAUCAUCAACGACUUAACCCAUUGGAACCAGAAGCAAGAACUGGAGCUCGAGCAACUGCUCAGCGACUUUGAGCGUCUCUGCGGACGAGAGCAUCAAAAAAGCAGACAGCUGGAGGAGCUGACAUUUCUCCAUGAGAGAGACGAGCAGUCCAAGCAGGACCUCAAGGGCCUGGAAGAGACGGUGGCCCGCGAGCUGCGCACCCUCCACAAUCUGCGCAAGUUUUUUGUCCAAGACCUCACCACUUGCGUUAGAAAGAGUGCAGAAAUGGAGCGUGACGGCAGCAGCGGGUACAUCACCCAGAAGCAAAGGAUCUCCUUUCUGGAGAAGAACCUUGACCAGCUGACGAAGGUCCACAAGCAGUUAGUACGUGACAAUGCGGACCUCCGUUGUGAGCUCCCGAAGCUGGAGAAGCGUCUUCGGUCCACUGCCGAGCGAGUCAAGGCACUGGAGGGCGCCCUGAAGGAGGCCAAAGAUGGAGCAAUGAAGGACCGGCAAUGCUACCAGCAGGAGGUGGAGCGCAUCAAGGACAUCAGGACGAGGGGCAGGAAUCCCUUCCGCCGGCCUCAUGCCGCACAUAUAGCCAAGCCUGUGCGUCCUGGCCACCCCUUUCCCACGCACGCCAUCUUCACCCGAGGCCUCAGCGAACACCCGAUUUCAGUGGGUGACGAUGCUCCUCCCAGCAACCCGCCAGCUCCACGAGCUCCCGCCCCGGCACUGGAAAGCAAUCGCUCUGACUCUGAACCGAACCAGAAUCAACCCCCCGGAUGCUUAGACCACCAAAACAACACUCAGAAUAUGCCUGCGCCGAGCCAAGCCAACACCGCUGAGAUGCUCGAUUCAGAAAACGGAAACACCACAGACAUCAAUGAUAACAGCAUGUGUAUGAACGACAACAGCGCAUCCACUGGCGACGUUUGUGACAAUCGGGAUCGAAGCAAACUGGGCAAUUUGCACGCCGCAGGCCGACGCAAGCUAAUAGAAAAGCGAGCAGCUGAUCAGCCGCCUUUGUAGCUUCGUCCUCACCUACUGGAACAAGCCUUCAUCUUCCUCUUCCCAUUUUGUCAUGUCAAAGGACUGCGUGUCAAAUACAAGACUCAAAAAUCGAUGGAAAUAUGCAGUGCUGGAGGUGACCACCAGCUGGCGCUGUAUCAUAAUUGCCGAUUAUUAUUAUUCUUUCUUUCUUUCCUAUUUUUCAUCAUUACCAUAUUUCCUCAAAUAGUGACCCCCUACUAUAACAAGUCAUGCCCCAAACAGUUGCAGUAAGCGCCUCCCUCAAAUAAGCAGUCUUUAUGUGCCGACUUUAUCGUCAUUUUAAUUGAUUCAUUGCGAACGAAGAUUUCUGUGCCUCUUAACAUUUUAUUUGAUCUAUUCUUAUGACGAUUACAUAGUUUGCUAUGUUAAUUAGGUGCUGUGUUGCACCGUGUGACAAACGGAGAUCGACGUCAACAUCACGUGAUUUAUCUAGAUGGAGUUAAUUUGUUGUUUUGUUUUUCAAUUGCGGUGUGUGAGCAUUCUCAUUCCAUUUGGGCAUUUGGAAUAAUGAAUAAUUCCAAUCGGAAUUCACAGCCUCAUGUAAACGUGGCUCCCCACAAACGCAUUGAAAAGUGUACUGUCAAUCCUGUUUUUUAAUUUUUUUUAAAUUUUAAUAACCAAAACAUCAGCAAUUGUACAACCAGUCAGUCUCACAGUUGAUUUGAGGUGUGAAGUUCUACCGGGUGUUGUAAAUUCCUUGCGCUUUCCGAACAAUGACGUUAUAACGACAACCACUCCAUGCAUUAAUGUUUACACAUCCUGAUAGCGCUGCUCAGUCUAAUUGCUGUUUUGUUGGAUGGAGAACGUGCCGUAAGCGCAUUUAGCAAUGCAGAACACACUGACUUGUGGUUGUUCCGCAUUGUUGUGUUCCGGGGAGCUCCGCAACAUACUUUGGGCCAAUCUUCCUCGUUUGUUAUGUUUCCAUCAUAGUCAUUCUUAUUUGGAUUUGCGCUCCUAAUUUCACUUGACAAAGGAGGCCUCACACAAUCAGCCACUAAAUGAGGAAAUGUGGUACUGCUGUCUUGAUAUAUUUUUUCUGACUAUACACACUAGUUUUCUACAAAAACAUCACCUGGUGUGUGAUGUAAUAUGCCCCCCACCCCCCCAGCUCCCAUCCAAAAGCUAAAUUUAUGCUGAAAUAUAAAAAUACAGAGUAAAAAAAACAACAUAUUUUUAAAUGUACAGUAUAUAAAAUGAUACAAAUAUAUGAAAAUAUUAUGGUUUCCUUUGCACUGCUGGACCUUAUCAGGAGUGAAUUAUGCAUAUGUUAAGUCUAUUUUUAGCCUCAGAUGAAUGCAUGUUUUAGAGUGUAAUCCUAGCAGUGUGCAUAUGUGAUUGCCUGUGUGUGUGCAUUUGUGUUUAUCCGUGACUUGUCAGGAGGCUCAAAGAAUAUAUACAUAUAUAAUGUAUCAAAUAGGAUCAGUCUUAUUCCCAAAUGUGGAUUUUGUAAUGCUGCUCGGUUCACAACACUCACUCAAUAGGUUUCAAUCUCAAUGUUCUCAAUGUUCUCUAUUUUUCCAAUAGAUCAUGACUUUAUACGGUAACCUUAUGAAGAAUAUUGAAACAAACCCAUUAUCUUUAUACUAGCAUUUGAGAUCAUUCCUUUUCUUAAAAAAAAGCACUUUAAAUCUUGAUGCUUUGCUUACCAUUUUUAAGUUGUCUCUCUCACUCUCUCUUUAUAUAUAUAUAUAUAGAUAGAUAUAGAUCUCUCUCUCUUUUUUUAUAUAUAUAUAUAAUAUAUAUAUAUAUAUAUAUAUAUAUGUGUGUGUGUGUGUUGGGGGGGUUUGGGACACACCUUUUUCACAUUGUUGCUGGUUCUGCGAUUUUAUACUCAGUUGCGACUUGUAUGUGCGAAAAUUAGAGCUGGGACCCAAAUUCCCUGUUCCCUAAUCAUGUUUACUUUCUGUGCAUUAUCAAUACCUUCUUUCAAUGGGCGGUAAUGCACGUCAAGUAUUUGUCAUCCGCCAAAAGAGUCAAAGAAGAAAAUGAAUAAGUAGAAAAGAAAAAGUAGGCAUGCAUCACUGUUUGUGGCCACCCUCCUUAUAGCCUAUGAAAGAGAUGCUGGUAAUGCAGCAACCCAUCAAAAGAAAGUAGAAGAAGAAAAAGAAAAUUUCAUCAAAGCGGAGCUCGUUUUCCCCUGUCGACCCAGGGGGCAUUCAGGAAUUCACUCUUAACACCACGAUGAGAAUAUGUGUGUUCAGAGAGGCAGCGUGAUAAUGAUAAAUCAAGCAGCAGCUCGUGCUAUGGUACAGCCUGACCCGCUGCGUUCCGGCACUUCUUCAUUGUGGCACUCUGAAUAACCAAACGGCACAUUGGAAUAAUGCUCUGAGUUUCCGAAUGAUCGGAGUGAAGCAGAGUGUUCUUAACUAACGCACCUGGGAUAAGGGUGUGCGAUAAGGGUGGGUCUCUGAGUGUGCGCUCUAUUGUUCUUGGUCUUGUCAAAAUAGUUUCCGCCACAUUGUGUUCUUUUCUUUUUUUUCUCCUUAAUGAUGUGUUUUUUUGACUGGUCCGAUUUAUAAUCCAAAAAUACUAUAAGUCGAUAUUUACAAGCGAGCAUACAUGCCCGGUGGCGAGGAUUGAUACAAUGAGUAUUUCCCAUGAUGUCACCUGUUGCUAGACAGAAUCCAGUAUUUGUGACAACAAAACAACAACGAAAGGACCGGAAGACCUGUCAGGAAUAGAAAGUAAGAAGUUUAAAAAAAGGCACUUAAAAAAAAAAAUCACAUUACAUCACAAUGGAUAUGGCACUUUUUUCACCACAGCUCCACCUGCUGGACGGGGUGGUGUAGUGCUACUUAUUUUAUUAUGAAUGCAAAAUCACCAUUUCCGAAAAUUAAAUCAGUAAACAACUUUCAGUAGCUUUAAUUUCCUCAGUAAAGAGACUUCAAUUGUGCAGAUUAUUAUCAAUUGAAGACAGUACUCGCGUGCCGUGGCCUAACUCGAAUUUUGUCAUUUCUACGGCCUAACUCGAAUUUUGUCAUUUCUAAGUGCAGAAAAGGGAAAAAAAUGUUUGUGUUUUAAAUGAAUGCUUGUCUAAAUCAAAGUUGAGUUCCAAUUUGGAGAACUAGGUACGCCGCUGCUGAAUGUGUGACAUUUGUUUGUAUUGGCUUCGCCGCACUGUCUGGCAGAAUGCUCAAAGAUAUUCUGACAAAAUAUUUGUUAUUAAUUUCUUAUUAUGCUCAUCACUGAUAGCAUUGGUUAAUGAAGCUAACAAUGUCACUGAGGUUAGACACACUGACUCAUAUGCGCUGUAUGAUCUCAACCAACAAUCUGUUGACUUUGGACCUCAAAUGCAAGUUUAGUACCCUUUGGAUGAGUCACAUUACGUGUGAUUGAUUCAUUGAUUGAUGACAGCCACCCGUGACACGCUCUCGUUUGCAUUAGUGAUGAAUAAGUUAGGAAGGAAGGUGUGUGCCAAUUAUAAAAACCUUCAGGAGCUCACCCCUGAAUGCUAAGCAAAGCUGUCUUUAGCUUUUGACUCUUUCAUCAAGGUGAGUGAAGGAGACCGUGAAGCAAUGAAUGAAUGAAUGAAUGAAUGAAUGAAUAUAAUUAUUGUUAUUAUUAUGUGACUCUUGUUCACUCACUGUGAGCCAUUACACUGUGUCCCUAAUGUCACAUCUUUUUUUUUCAAAAUGCAUUUUUAAAUUGGUUAUGUUGAAAGUACCAAAUAUGUACCGGUACUCACUUUUAUUUGAUGUUUCUUUUUCAGUUUUUUUUUUUUUUAAUAUCCAUAGUCUAGUUUAGUUUUUAUUGUACUUGUUUUGUUGGUGCACAUCAAUUUGAUCUUUUUUAUUUCUUUAUUUGUUUUGGCAAUUUAGCUAUUUAUUUUCAUUUUAUUAAAUUUUAAUUCUGUUUGAAUUUAUGAUCAUUUUGCCUAUUUUCUUGAUUUCCUUUUUUAUUCAUUCCAGUUGUAUAUUUUUUUAUUUGUUUGCAACAAUUUAGUUUGUGUCUUAAUGUAUGUACUCUACCAUAUAGUUCAAUUUAUUACAUUUUAUUUAUUCCAUUUAUUUCAUUUCCAUUAAUCUUAUCUUUAUUGUAAAUAUUUUUAAAUUAUGUUAUUUAUUUGACUCGCUUCACUUUUCUUUAGUUUUUUAAUUUAUUGUACUGAUGUUUCUUAAUAUUAGUUUUAACUAGUCCUCAGUGGGCGGCGCGGUGGGCUACUGGUGAGCACAUUGGCCUCACAGUGCAGAGGUGCAUGGUUCAAUUCCAGAUCCUUGCUGGGUGGAUUUUGCAUGCUCUCCCCAGAGGUUUUCUCUGAGUACUCUUGUUUCUACCCAUGCCCCCCCCCCCAAAAAAAAAUGCAUGACAGGCUGAUUGGGCACUGCAGAUUGUCCCUCGGUGUGAUUGUGAGCUUGAAUGGUUGUUUGUCUAGGUGUGUCCUGUGAUUGGCUGGCAACCAGUUCAGGGUGUAACCCGCCUACUGCCCUGCAGUUUUCUCCCACAUCCCCAAAACAUGCUUGUUUGGUUCAGGGAAUAUUCUAAUUGUCCUAAAUUGGAAAUGUGAGUGUGAAUUGCUCGUCUACAGUAGGUGUGCCCUGAGAUUUGCUGGUGACAGGUUCCAAGGUGUACUCUGCCUGUCAGCUGGGAUUCAACUACUUUGGCCCUAUAUUUCAGUUUUUU